AUGAAUCCACCUAUUUUGGUGCCUCCAACAACAGGAAAACCCCUUAUUCUCUACAUAUCUGAAACAAAAGUAUCAUUAGGAGCACUCUUAGCUCAAGAGGAUUCAACAGGAAAAGAACAAGCCAUUUACUACAUCAGCAAGACAUUGAAUGGCUAUAAAAUUAAUUAUACAUUCAUCCGGAAAGCAUGCUUAGCUGUGGUGUUUGCUUCCCAAAAGUUGCAACACUACAUGUUAGCACAUACCAUCAAGCUAGUGACGAAAAUUGAUCGAUUAAAGUACCUACUCAGCAAAGCUUCUCUCACAGGAAGGUUGGCAAAAUGGGUUAUGAUCCUAAGUGAAUUUGACAUUAAGUACACUGAAAGAAGAGCUAUCAAGGGGCAAGUGAAUGUUGAUCAACUAGUUGAUGCACCACUACAAGACCAUCAACCGAUACAAGUAGACUUUCCCGACAGGGAUAUUCUUAACAUCAACACCAAGCAGUGGAUUCUUUACAUUGAUGGAUCUUUUACUCAACAUGGGUCAGGGGCUGACAUCCUCUUUGUCACUCCCGAGGGACAUACCUUCCCAAGAUCAUACAUAUUAAUUUUCCCCUGCACCAAUAAUGUGGCAGAAUAUGAGGCACUUGUGACUGGCAUCAAGGUGGUUGUUGAAUGGAAGAUAACUGAACUAAAAGUCUAUGGAGAUUCACAAUUGAUCAUCAACCAGGUCAAUGACGACUAUCAAACAAAGGAUGACAAAUUGAUGCCCUACAAGCACAUGGUGGAUGACUUCAAGAAGUAUUUUGCGAAUAUCACCUUUAAGAAAAUACCAAAGUUGGACAACAAAGCAGCUAAUGCAAUGGCAACUAUCGCUUCUCUCUUACAAAUGCCAACAAAGAAGGGUCACUAUGAAUUCCUGGUGGAGCAACUGUUAUCCCCAGCCUAUGACAACUCUGAAUCCCAGACUAGAGAGGAGGGGUUGGUGGUGCUCCGGGCGGAGGUGGGGCUCGGGCCAGGCGCAGGUGGCGCAGAGGUGGAGUGGCACUCGGGCCAGGCACAGGUGGCGCAGAGGCAGAGCGGUGCGGUGGAAGUGGCGCAGCCCGGCGGUGCGGGAGCAGCGGUCGGAGCGCCUGCCAGAGCGGGGAAAAAAUCGUCGGCGGGAGACGUCACGGACGGCCGGCGGCGAGGAGCACGGGUGGCGAGGACGGAACGGGAGAUGAGGACGGCAUGGAAGGCGGUGCCAGUGGGGCAGGCCUGA
Messenger RNA from Cryptomeria japonica (Japanese cedar), 1236 nucleotides. RefSeq lists its product as uncharacterized. Gene Ontology annotation, molecular function: nucleic acid binding; RNA-DNA hybrid ribonuclease activity. The transcript is spliced from 2 exons. The record is from RefSeq and is a predicted model, not a curated record. Lineage: Eukaryota; Viridiplantae; Streptophyta; Pinopsida; Cupressales; Cupressaceae. Bases 1 to 1236 code for a protein of 411 amino acids.